AUGGCGCACGAAGCACACAAUUUGCUUCGACGGAAGAAGGUUCUGAUGCUCACAAACUCGGAACAUGGGCAAGCCAACGUCCAUCUCGCUGUAGCCUAUGCCAUGCUUCAGCAAGACCCCAGCACUGAGGUGCACAUUGCAUCGUUCCCAAGACUGGCCAAGUUCGUGACCGAGAUGUCCGACUUUGCCGUUCAGAACAUCCCGGGCGCCUCGCCGAUCCAGUUCCACGGGCUUCGCGGAACGUCCUUUAUCGACUGCAUCCUGAAUCCGGAUAUUGACUUCUUCUCCGUAGCCAACACGACGCCAAGCUUCUGGACCUUGUUCACGGUUCUGGGAGGCAUGUCGGUCUGCAUGGGCGCGUGGAAUGCAGAGCAGUUUAUGGAGGUGUACAGAAGCUGCAUCGAUAUCAUCGACAAGGUCGACGCUGAUAUCGUGGCGGUUGACAAUCUCUUUUUCCCGGGAGUCACGGCUUGCCAUCACAUUGAAUGCAACUGGUUGAUGUUGAGUCCAAACUCUCUCAAGGACUUUGUCGCUAACCGACAGCCAAAGCUGGCUGGACUGUGGAAGUAUCCCAGCUUUGGUCUCAUUUGCGAGUAUCCUAUCCCUUGGUACCAGCGGCUCCUCAAUGUCGUUUACAGCCUCUGCGGCUUGUACAUGGCCAUGACCAACGACAGAGUGAAGGAAAUCAAACAUUUGGUCAAAGCAGAGACGGGCAAGGAAGCCGUGGUAAUGAUGGACUUGAUGAAGUCCCCGCCCGCUGGAGUUCCAAUACUGAUCAGCAAUCUACCGGAGCUAGACUUUCCGCUGACGACAAUGCCAGACAUUGUCACGUGCGGACCAAUCCUUCGUCCAACGGCUUCAGUCGCUGAGGAAGACCCGGAGCUUUUCAAAUGGCUUUGCGCCGGUCCGACUGUCCUGAUCAAUCUUGGGACUCACUGUCUGACGGGAGAACCUUCAGCUAUUGAGAUGGCCAAGGCUCUUCGCCUAUUGUUUGAUAUGGCGUGCCGCGAAUCGAAGCUGUCUGGUUUGCGCGUUCUUUGGAAGAUGAAGCAGCCACCUGACGAGCCGUACAGUGUCGAUGUCAAGUCAUCACUGUAUGAUAUUCUGAACAAAGAGAUGCUCGAGGAUAGGGUGCGGAUUGAGGAGUGGAUCAAAGUAGAGCCUGGGGCGAUACUGGAGACUGGCCAAGUCAUUUGUUCUAUCAACCAUGGCGGAGCGAGCUCCUGGAACGAAGCAAUCUGUGCUGGAGUGCCACAAAUCAUUUUGGCCCAAUGGGUUGAUACCUAUGACUAUGCGAUCCGGACAGAGAUGCUUGGCAUUGGGCUCUUUGGUAACAAGCAGACUCCGCCCGGUUGGACGGCCCAGGAACUUGGACCAAAGCUUGUAGCAACUACAGUUGGAGAGAGUGCCGCCACUAUGAGGUCAAAAGUACAAGAAUUAUCUAGACUUUGUUGCAUGCGCCCUGGAGGAUUAGGAAGAGACUUUGCGGCGCGGUUCAUCCUCGAAAAGGCAUGA
This is a messenger RNA of Pestalotiopsis fici W106-1, 1515 nucleotides long. RefSeq lists its product as uncharacterized. Lineage: Eukaryota; Fungi; Ascomycota; Sordariomycetes; Amphisphaeriales; Sporocadaceae. The coding region runs from base 1 to 1515 and encodes 504 amino acids. The record is from RefSeq and is a predicted model, not a curated record. The transcript is spliced from 4 exons.